AUGGCGGCGGCGGAGGGUUUUGGGGAGGGGCUGGGGCCGCUGAGUAUCUACAAGGCGUCGAGAAACAUCAAGCGGAGGGAAAACUGCCUCCUUUACAACGCCCUCCGCUCCGUCUACGAGGACGCCGUUUUCGUGGCGGAGAUCGCCCAGUUGUGGCCGGAGCUGCCGCUCCUCGCCAAUCUCCGAUGCGGGCUCUGGUACUCCUCUCGCGUCCAAGGCACCUGCUACUUCAAGUCAACGGACGGCCACAAUAACAACUGGUCCUUCAGCACGUCGCGGCUCAAUCUCCACGUUGCCACCCUCGCCGGUAAUUAACGAGAGACACUCAUCUCUGGCUACAGCGACCUGGAUCGUAACCUCUGGUUGCCCAAUUUGAUGCGUUUCUCGUCAAUUAUUUGAUUUCGGAUGUAUGUUUUCUGUCGAUUUCACUGGUAGGGCAGAAAGGUGGUUGCCUGAUCGUGGAUUCCACGAGGAAGGGGAAGCGCUUCCCCGACAGCAUGUCGAAGACGAUACCCAUAUGGGCCUGUAUUCUAAAUCGUGCUAUCGCGAACCGAUUGCGUGUGAGAAACUCUGGGUGCGGCCAGAAAGAUGGUGGAAUGGUGAGGCCAAACACCCUGAGAUCUGAUGUUCUUCCUCCUCCCCUCAUCCCACGUGCUUCCAUUCAAAGAUCUGGUCGGUGUUGACGCAGGAGGAAUGCUGUGCGCCUGAUAAGACUGCAAGCAGUAACGGCCGUCAGGGCUGGGAGGAUUGGGACACUUCUCUGCAUCUCCCUCUCUGGGUCUCCAACGCUGAAAGAGCAGCGAUAGAGGAUCGUCUCGAGGAAUGGACACGGCAGCUCGAAGAUUGCGGUGCCGACAUUGAUUCAUUGGUGUUAUCCCUUCGAAAGCCUCUCCGGCCCCUUUGGGUUUCUCAGACGACCGUCGUCUGGUUGAACGAAGUUCCCGACAGCGAUUCCUGGGCUUUUACCCCGAUAAUCCUGGUUUCUGCGUCUUCCUCCAAUGGGAUCGCCCCGCAUCGUUCAACCUGUGAGUUCAGCUGGCAUUACAUACCUGGAGCGGGAGAUGACGAGGAGAGCUGGGCAAGGGGCCUGUCUCCAGGCUUGUUCUGGAAGCACGCACUUGAGCUCAUCCAAUCAGGGCCCGAUUCGUGUAACCAGAAAGUUUCUGAGCUCGUAGAGAAGGACAGAGUUUAUCGUGCCCGAAGGGGAUUUGAUGCGCCCCAGUUACCGAUCAAGUUUCACAAGAGAGUAGCAGACGAUGGUCUGCCCAGUGGAGAACCUAUCGUUGACUUCCAGUUGUCGGAUUCUGGAGUCAGAUCAGGUCCGCCUAGCUUAACAUCCACGGAUCACUAUCAAUGCUCGGUUUCCUGGGUGGGCUCGACUAAUCUUGCUGUUGGAGCAACGGCAGAUGGUACGUCAACCCUUCAUUCCUUUCUUUGUUCAUCGUCGAAAGGCUUCUCCUUUCUUUGGUAUUAGAAUGGCUAUCAGAACGAUAUCAUCCACUCGACUGCUACUGAUAUUACCCUUGUCUCAGUUUCUUAAUUUCUAAUCUGUUUCCUAUUCAUCGAGCAGUUGACUACGUAUCCAAUAGCGUUGACUGUGUUCUGGACUGUGACAUUGGAUCACGAUCUCCCCGUAGCUCGGAAUCCUCAGAUGCCACUGCUUAUCUGCACCUGCCUAUUAAGGUGAGUGUCAUGAUUCGCUUCUUCUUAAAAGUCAUCAACCUCACUACCUGACCGGGCAUCUGACUUUCUCCAAUUUCUGACAGACUUCAAAGGUUGACCGGUUUUCCUUGCUCAAGAAUCUUCCCUCUGCGCUGAAAUUCGCCGAAUCAAACCUAAGUAGAGGGAGGAAAUUGCUAAUUUCUUGUCAUAACGGUGAGCCCAACAAUCGCACUAAUCUGGUUCGCACGCGUUCUGCAAUUAGCCGAACUAAUCACUCAGAUUUGUCGAUUCUUUCUAUAAAUGUUGCAGGAGAAGACAUAAGCAUCUGCGUAUGCCUUGCUGUAUUCACAUGUCUGUUUGACGAAUGGGGUAUGGUUUUCUGUCCCUUGUGA
Messenger RNA from Spirodela intermedia, 2054 nucleotides. Lineage: Eukaryota; Viridiplantae; Streptophyta; Magnoliopsida; Alismatales; Araceae. The record is from the annotation of a GenBank genome assembly.